Messenger RNA from Lecanosticta acicola, 1191 nucleotides. NCBI's taxonomy places the organism in Eukaryota, Fungi, Ascomycota, Dothideomycetes, Mycosphaerellales, Mycosphaerellaceae. The record is from the annotation of a GenBank genome assembly.
AUGUCAGCCUCUUUACCAGGCAGCCGAGAUCUGCCAGCAUCUCGACAUGACCUGAGCACGUACUGGGGCCGCGUGAAGCACUCCGCAGAAAUAGCCGAUCCGAGGUGAGAACAGAUGAAGCAACGAGACGACAUGAUCCGGCAGGGUCAGUGAUAUCUGCUUGUUAUGUCCGCAUCAUGAAGAAAAACAUCCAUGGACAGCGACAACAGUACUGACAGGCAAUCUUCAGGACACUCUUCACUUCCUCUACCGGUCUCGAGCAUGCCAAGAACUUGAUCGAGCAGUAUAAGCAGGGCAAGAUCCAGUCGAUGACGCCUGAGCUAUGGAAAGCAAAGAAGAUUGUCGACUCAACUCUUCAUCCAGGUCUAGCUCUCUAUCUCAAAUCUAGUGAAGAGAUUGCUGAUCUUCGACGUAGACACCGGCGAACCAGUCUUCCUACCCUUUCGAAUGUCUUGCUUCGUGCUCUCGAACUUGGUGGUUACGGGUGGCAUGCUGACACCAAAUCUCACGAACACUGGUACGAUUGCAUGGCAAGUGGCCAAUCAGUCGCUGAACGUCGGCAUCAAUUUCUCGAAUGCGAACAAGAGCACGCCAAUGACCACGUCAACGAUUGUCAAGUCCUACUUUCUGGCUGUAGGCGCAAGUUGCGGAGUAGCAGUCGGGUUGAACUCCAUCGUGCCAAGGCUGAAGAAUCUCAGUCCCGCGGCCAGGACAACACUCGGUCGAUUGGUUCCAUUCGCAGCAGUCGCCAGCGCUGGUGUGCUCAACGUCUUUCUUAUGCGCGGAGAGGAGAUCAGGCAAGGUAUCGACGUGUUCCCAGCGGAGUCUGAGGCCGCAAGGAAGAAGCGAGAAGAAGCAGAUCAACCCCUGCAGUCGUUAGGGAAGAGCAAGAAGGCUGCUACUCUGGCAGUUGGCGAGACUGCGAUCUCACGUGUGCUGAAUGCUACUCCGAUCAUGGUGAUCCCGCCGCUCGUUCUAGUACGACUGCAGCAAACUCAGUGGCUUAAGCAGAGGCCGCGGAUGGUACUUCCGAUCAAUCUGGGCCUGAUUCUUACCACGAGCUUGUUUGCGCUUCCUCUCGCCCUUGCGGCCUUCCCACAGCGACAGGCAAUUCAGGCCACGAAUUUGGAGAAAGAGUUUUGGGAGAAGGGGGGCGAAGAUGGGAUGGUGGAAUUCAAUAGAGGAAUAUAG